Camellia sinensis is the source of this 1629-nucleotide messenger RNA. The record is from RefSeq and is a predicted model, not a curated record. NCBI's taxonomy places the organism in Eukaryota, Viridiplantae, Streptophyta, Magnoliopsida, Ericales, Theaceae.
AUGGACGCCCUUUUGAUGCUUCUUUGUUCUUACCGGUCCACGAAUGUCGCAUAUAAUCUGCAAUCGUCAAACACAUUUGCUGAGGUUGUCGAUUAUGUUUGUUCGAAGUUUUCCGGACUCCUGCCGGGAAAUUUCGAGUUGUUCUAUAAGAUUCGCGGCUAUAACAAUUUCUCCUUACAGAAUGAUGUCGACCUGAAGAAUAUGGUUUGCCUUACGCGCUCGUUCCAGUUGCAGUUAAUUGACGUGGUCAUUGAACAACAUCCUCGUCGGGAUGACAACACUCCUGCCAUUGACCCAAUGAUAAUCCAAGAUCAAGGCACAACGGGGGAUGCACUACUUAAUGAUUUCGGAAUGGAUGAUGAAGUCGACCUGCUGCAAUCAUUUUGUCCCCACAAGGAGAAAGUCUUCCUUUCCGCUCCAUGGGCAAAAGGUUUUACCCACAUUGGACAACAUUUCGAAGGUGGGGCUUCUGAAUUUCGCAAUGUACUACGGAAAUACGUCGUUGAAUGUGGGUUCCAGAUCAAAUUUCUGAAGAACGACUCCGUUCGGGUAACGGCUAUAUGUGCUAUGAACGAAUCGAAGUCUUGCACGUGGUCUGUGCACGGACGGAAAUUGGAGGCAAACAGAUUUUUCUACUUACGAAAAUGGAAUAGUGAACACAUUUGUGGCGUGGCUGUGCGUAUGUCCACACACCCACUUGUUGGGUCUGAUCUUGUGGCCGACAUUGUAUCUGAACGUGUGCGUGAUAGACCUUUAACCCGUCCGACUGAAGUGAUAUUGGACUUGAAACAAGAUUACGGGCUUGAUAUAAGUUACCGGGUGGCCUGGCUCGGUGUUGAAAAAGCGAGGGGAGAAUUGUUCGGUUUGUUCCCGCUAUCAUAUGCGGUGGUGGAUUCCGAAAACACCUCAUACUGGUCUUGGUUUCUUCAUCAUCUCGCGCAGGUGGUUCAUGGUGACAGACCUCUAACAUUCGUAUCGGAUCGGAACCUUGGUUUGCUUGAGGUAAUGCCCACCGUAUUUCCGAAUGCAGAAUAUGCAUUCUGUCUACAACAUUUGCAGAGGAACUUAAGGGACAGGUUGCGUUACACAAACAGUAUGCAUCGGGCAGGUUUGGUUAGCAAAUUACGACAUUGUACACAUGCACCAAUUGUUACCGCUUUUAACCACAGAGUAGAACAAUUCCAAAAAUCAGGCCGGUCUGUUGCAUCUGAAUUCCUAGCAAAUGCACAUCCACAACAUUGGGCAAAUGUAUUUUUCAGGGGGCGCCGUUAUGGCGAAAUAUGCUCAAAUGCUGCAGAAUCAUUCAACUCAUGGGUCUGUGAGGCCCGUAACCUCCCAAUCACAAGAAUGGUUGACAGCAUACAGACCAAAUUGAUGCGACAAAUGGCGAAACGUAGAGACGCUUCCCAAAUGUGGACCGGCACCAUAUGUCCCAAAAUAGAAGAUCGUUUAGAAAAAGCAUUCAACGAAGGUAGAUCAUGGAAAGUGAGCCAAUCAAACGCUGAUGUGUAUGAAGUGCACUCUUUCUUGACAUCGGACGACGAACUUGCUCAUGUUUCAAGUGGCAACUCAAUGGGUUCCCUUACGCACAUGCGAUGGUUGUCGUCCGUAAGAGUGGGCGGGAUUUGA